Molecule: messenger RNA, 975 nt
Organism: Fulvia fulva
Lineage: Eukaryota; Fungi; Ascomycota; Dothideomycetes; Mycosphaerellales; Mycosphaerellaceae
Exons: 3
Coding region: 1-975 (324 amino acids)
Biological process (GO): endoplasmic reticulum to Golgi vesicle-mediated transport
Cellular component (GO): Golgi membrane; COPII-coated ER to Golgi transport vesicle; endoplasmic reticulum-Golgi intermediate compartment
Source: RefSeq, a predicted model, not a curated record
AUGCAGCGACCGGCAUAUGCGGUACCGCCAGCGAACUCUCCGCCACUCCAUCACCCAGUACCUCAGCAUGUCUCGACUGUGCCACAACUACGAUCACCUCCACCGCCAGUCUCGCAAAAUGGGCAACAGGGAGGCUAUGGAUAUGGCCAGAGUCCUCAGCAAGGCGGGGCGAACAACUACAUGCAGCAACCAUUUGGUGGCUUCAUGAACGACCCGACAGCCCAGAUGGGCUUCCAGCUAGGCAAGAGCGCGGUCGAUGCAGGACAGCAAUAUAUGGAGCAGAACUUCAACCGCUUUGUCAACGUGUCAGCCUUGAAGCACUACUUCAACGUCUCCAACUCCUACGUCCUCUCGAAACUCCUCAUAGUCCUGUUCCCCUGGCGGCAUCGACCAUGGUCUCGUCAACAAACUCGAUCAAACGAUGGGCAAGGGUCGAUGGAGUUCCUUCCUCCCCGAGAAGACGUCAAUUCUCCCGACAUGUACAUCCCGGUCAUGGCCUUUGUCACAUACAUCCUCCUCUCAACCCUGAUCGCAGGUCUGAACGGAAAGUUCGAACCUCAACUUUUGGGCAUAACAUUCAGCAAUGCGUCAGUAAUCAUUCUAUUGGAGUUGGUUGUGCUCUGGCUGGGGAGGUACUUCCUGAACAUCCAGAGUGAGAGUCAGAUCUACGACUUGAUUGCCUACAGUGGGUACAAGUUUGUGGGAGUCAUCGUUACGAUCGCGAUCGCUGCGACAGUCAAUGGCGGAAAGGGUACUGGAGGGACAGUCGGGUGGAUAGUGUUCGGAUACACGUUCAUGGCCAAUGCCUUCUUCUUGCUACGAUCGCUGAAGUAUGUUCUUCUCCCAACAGACAAUGCCCCUGGGAACCCAGGCAUGCAGACGAUCGCUCGUGGGCAGCGCUCGAAAAGGACGCAGUUCCUCUUCAUCUACAGCUAUGUGGUGCAGCUUGCAUUCAUGUGGUGGCUCAGCACCUAG